Molecule: messenger RNA, 534 nt
Organism: Aspergillus uvarum CBS 121591
Lineage: Eukaryota; Fungi; Ascomycota; Eurotiomycetes; Eurotiales; Aspergillaceae
Exons: 3
Coding region: 1-534 (177 amino acids)
Source: RefSeq, a predicted model, not a curated record
AUGACUGCCUACACCGAACAGACGAAGAAAGCCUGGAACUCCGGUCUUCGACGCAUGUCCGCAUAUCCGCAAAUCGAUCUCUAUAUCUAUAUCACGCUGGACUCAGCUAACAGCCCACUAUACACUACACUACGAACCUUUCCCCAUAGCCGUCAACUCCAGCAGCAGCAGCAGCAGCAGCAGCAGCCAACCCAAUCACGACCAUCACACACCCCACCCACCAUCUCAAGUCCCAUGCCACUCGCGAUGUGUCGAGCGAGCACGCACAUCCGUGCUCAGGUCGAUGCUUGGGGUUACAAAUCGUUCGAUCAACGGGGGGCGGGGGGCAACGGGAAGAUAUGCCAUCAAGAGGGAUUUCGCGAGAUCGCGGUUGAGGUUUGGGUCUGUAUGCGUCUGGCUCUAUGGCGAUACAAUGCGUUAUCUCGUCUUUUCGCUGGAGAGGGGUUGGUUCGCGGCCGGAGUACGGGCCGGGGUAUAGCCUAUGCUGCGAGUUUGGGUCUCUCGUCACGAGAAUGGUUGAUUUGGAGGGAGUAA